Messenger RNA from Haemonchus placei, 555 nucleotides. The record is from the annotation of a GenBank genome assembly. Lineage: Eukaryota; Metazoa; Nematoda; Chromadorea; Rhabditida; Trichostrongylidae.
AUGGAUCGCCUAUGCAAGAAAAUUUACGCUCUCGAUGAGGAGAAACGGCUGAGACAGAGGGCGAUGCUUUGCCACGUGUACUGGUUAGCCUUACACGACGAAUGGCACCGUGCAAGGGAUCUCAUGCUUAUGAGUCAUCUCCAAGCCAUUGUUGAUCAUUCCGAUACGGAUACACAGAUCCUCUACAAUCGUACGAUCUGUCAAUUGGGGCUCUGUGCAUUCCGGCAUGGUUUCAUCAAGGAAGCUCACCAAGGUCUUUCUGAAAUCCAAAACACACAACGAGCUAAGGAAUUGCUCGCUCAAGCGGUAGCAAUGAGACAGCACGAACGGACCGCUGAGCAGGAGAAGUUGGAGCGUCAACGACAGAUCCCUUACCAUAUGCACAUUAACGUAGAACUGAUGGAAUGCGUCUAUCUUAUUUGUUCAAUGUUGCUCGAAAUUCCUCAUAUGGCUAGCUGCGAAUUUGAAAUGCGUCGACGAUUGCUUAGUCGAAGUUUCCAUUACCAACUGAAGCAGAGUGAGAAGAAUCAUACUCAUAACCUUCUAUUUAAGUCA